This is a messenger RNA of Trichoplusia ni (cabbage looper), 2285 nucleotides long. RefSeq names its product HSPB1-associated protein 1 homolog (gene HSPBAP1). The transcript is spliced from 6 exons. Gene Ontology annotation, molecular function: 2-oxoglutarate-dependent dioxygenase activity. NCBI's taxonomy places the organism in Eukaryota, Metazoa, Arthropoda, Insecta, Lepidoptera, Noctuidae. The coding region runs from base 152 to 1396 and encodes 414 amino acids. The record is from RefSeq and is a predicted model, not a curated record.
UAUGUCAUAACUGUCAUGACCAUUGGUUGGAGUGUUGAACUCGUUGCCGUUUGUUUACACUUUUCUUUCUUAUUAGAAUUGGGAUAAACAUAUAUUCGUCGUUGAAAUAAAAGUGCAACUAUAAAUACAAGUACUGAAACUAUUGCAAAAUAUGGCUUCGUUAAACGAAGAAGUGCUUCGCUCUGUGAUAAGUAACUGUUCAGUCCCGCUUAUACUACGGGGUUUCGUGAAAAAUUGGUCAAUAUGCCAGUGGAGUGUCGAAAAGUGGACCUCAGUAUUUGGUGAAAAACAAAUACCAUUAAGGUGCAUGAAAAAGGAUUUUUUGACUGAUGAACCAUGUUGGGAGCGAAGAUGUAGUAAAAAAUCUAUGACUUUCAAGGAGUUUCUUGAUGUUUCAUCUAAAGGGGAAGAGUGGAUGUAUUUUGAUUAUAAAUAUGUAUAUCAGUGGUUUAAUGGAGAUGAUGAAUUGUACAAGGGUAUUUCUUGGAAGGAGUUUGGAUUUCCGGAGAAGGGUGCGUCAGAUGCCACUCUUUGGGUUGGUAGCAAGGGUGCUCACACACCUGCUCAUAUAGAUACAUAUGGUGUCAACAUUGUGACUCAAUUGCAUGGAACGAAGAGGUGGAUUAUUUUCCCCCCUGGAACAGAGGGAUUGAAACCUACAAGGGUGCCUUAUGAGGAGUCAAGUAUAUACAGUGAAGUUAACUUCUUUUGUCCUAACAAUCUGGAUGUUUUUAGUGGAUUGAAGGGAGCUCGUGUAGUAGACCUGCAUGCUGGAGAUGUCCUGAUCAUGCCCUGGAGGUGGUGGCAUUAUGUGCAGAAUGUAGACCCUCUCAAUAUCUCACUCAAUGUUUGGUUACCUGAAGUAUGCAGACAGCUUUUGGAUCAGGACAGUUCGGCGAGAGUGUCCGAGGCGCUCAUCAAAUUAUUUGUUGCUCAAAUAUGUAAGGAUCUACCACAGGAAACUGCUAGACUAAUAGUGAAUCCAAAUGAAGACGACAUAGCGGACACACCGCUGUCGGUGCUAUUUCUACAAUUAGAAACAGUUGCGAACGCUCAUCUCGACAAAAAACGGAAACUUCGACGCGCAAAACGACAGAAAACAUGCGAGGAGGAGCCUUCAGACACACUGGUCGAAUACGACUUGAAGGCUUUACUAGAUAAUAAGGCGAAUAACCUGGAAGAAGUACCUACGGUUACGAGUGAGGAACUGGUCAAGUUAGUGAAGCGAAAUGUUGAUGAGUUCGUGAACAAAGAUAGGCCCCUCUGUGAUGAGGAGAUUGACGGCUCCACUAGCCCACUUUGUCUAACCAAAGCGGUGAUCAAUGCUUACAGUGACAGUAACGUCAUCGACCUCGUUAAACAGAAUUUGUUUGCUCGUUUGAGCUCUAUGAGCUAAGCUUUGUAAGAUAUCUUUAAAUAGUAUUGUUCUAAUAGGAUUCUGACUGUGGACUGUUGUCCAUACGCCUUGUCUAAGACAAACAGAUGAAGAGUAAUUUAAAUCGUCGAAUAAGAUUUAUGCAAGUACAUUUUUAUUUUUAUACUUUAUGUAUAAGAUAUGAAACCCGUGACUGAAACAAAAUUCCGAUUAGUUCUAUACAAUUAUAUUAUCGACGCAUUAAAGAUUGACAGCUGUCACAUAAUAUCGAUAUUACGUUACAAAAACUUAGAUCUGUUACAAAUUAAUUUAUUUUUGUUUCGAAACAAAAUGUUAUGCACAUUUAAUAGUUUUUUAUUAAUAUCGAGCCUGUGAAGGUUUUGACUUAUAGGAUGUAUAAUCGAGUAUUUAUAAACGUGAAAUAGCUGACAUUCGGUCCCAUGAGUUUCAUCAAGUUUGGCACAGUAGUUUUUCUUUGAAGACGGUUGUAUGUUUAGCUUCUUAAAAAAUGGUACCAACCUUUUAAAUUUUAUUGGCAUAUACAGCUCAAGUGUUAUAAAUACGCUUCCAUAAUAAAUUAUUGCUUUAUGUGUAAAAGUAAUAAAAAAAAAACACAAUAGGAUAGGAAAGCUAGAUCUCUUAGUACGAUAUACACAUCUAUGGUAUAAUUAUGUAUAUUGACCAAAAAUAUAGGUUCUAGUCUAUUGCUAGUUUACAUACAUUCACAGAAUGUAGGUAAACCUGUGUAUCUAUUUUUCUCAAAACUAUGUAUAAGUAUAUUAUUAUCUAAAAAUAAGUGUCUAAAAAAAUAAAUAAAUAAAUCUUAGAGACAAAUUGUCAAAUGUUCUUGAAAAAUGACGUGUAUUUUUAUAAGUAUUUUUUAAGGAACUUUUUUUGCAAUUAUUGGUUA